Messenger RNA from Asparagus officinalis (garden asparagus), 600 nucleotides. RefSeq lists its product as uncharacterized. The record is from RefSeq and is a predicted model, not a curated record. The transcript has a single exon. NCBI's taxonomy places the organism in Eukaryota, Viridiplantae, Streptophyta, Magnoliopsida, Asparagales, Asparagaceae. The coding region runs from base 1 to 600 and encodes 199 amino acids.
AUGGUGGGUAUGCGUGGCUAUAGUAACUCGUCUGGUAGCAGUGCCUCGUCGCCUGAAGUGGACCCGAACCAACUCCUGGCGAUGAUUCAGGGAGUGGUUACUAAUCAACAGCACCUGGCUGGGCCACUGCAGAGAGAGCCACAACACCAACCUCCCCCUCGCGCAGAGUCUGGUGUUAGGGAAUUUCGAUACAUGCGACCCCCUUCCUUCUCUGGUGCUGAAGGACCUCUAGCAGUGGAGGAGUUCUUGAAGGUUACCAAGACCAUCCUCACGGUGACCCGUAUUUCCCCUACUGAAUGGGUGAAUCUUAUGGAUAUCCAGCUCACUGAUACCGCUCGGAUCUGGUGGGCAGCUGAGAAGACCCAUCUUAAGAGGCCAAUCCUAUGGGAGACGUUCAUAGAGUGCUUCAACAGGAAGUAUUUUCCUCAGUCAGCUCGGGAUGAACUCCUGCGUAGAUUUGUUGAGCUCAAGCAGGGAGGUCGAUCAGUUGAUGAGUAUGAAGCCGAGUUCUCUUCCCUAAGUCGAUAUGCUCCCCACCUGGUUACAUACCCUACUAUUAGGAGGCAUCAGUUCCAGAAGGGUCUGGAUAAGUAUAUUUAG